GCCGGCCGCCGGCAGAUGAAUAGCAGGUCUGUUCCAGCAGCUGCGCGUCCCGGUCCAGCGAGGAGAGAGGCUGCGGGAGCACGGAGUGCCCCACUCCUUGCAUGGUCCGCCGAGGAAGGGAUCUGGGGGCAGCAGGAUGGCCUCAGAAGGGGAGAGCAUCAACCUGCAAGGCACGAAUCCUCACCUCCGGAUGAGCGGCCCGAUGAACAUCAACCACUACGCGACGAAGAAGAGCGUGGCGGAGAGCAUGCUGGACGUGGCGCUGUUCAUGGCGAACGUCACCCAGCUCAAGGCAGUGCUGGAGCAGGGGGCUUCCUUCCAGUACUACAUCACCCUCAUCGUGCUCAUCAGCAUCUCCCUCUUCUUCCAGGUGGUGAUCGGGAUUCUCCUCAUCAUCAGCGCUCGCCUGAACCUGAAUGACGUUGCAAAGCAACCCCGCCUGAAUAUACUCAACAAUACUGCCACGGCUCUCAUCUUCAUCACAGUCAUCAUCAACAUCUUCAUCACAGCCUUUGGGGUGCAGAAGACAGGCCUCUACCCUACCAGGAAUUUUCGACCUUAUUAAGUCAAGGGGCAAUGGAGCCAGGUAAGAAAGGGGACCUGAGCCACGUGCCUGGAGGUGGCUGGAAGCUCCCCUCUGUGAAUGCACCACCUUGGCAGGACCCCGUCAAUGAAUGCAGAGAACCGGGUGAAACUUUCCGAACCUGUCCGCGCUUCCUGGCAUGGCAGCCCCUUGCUGUGACGUUCACACAGUUCUGCAAGGGUGACAGCUUCCACUGCUAUCUGAAACUAGAGCAAACUUUGCAGCGAUUUCUAGAGAAAGCUGCAGGAACAGCAGCAGGUACACGAUUUCAAAGCGUACUUCUGUAAAUCUCAUCUCGUAUUUUAGCUGCCUGCUUCACAUAUCCAGCAUUGGCUCAUUUUGUAGAGAAGACCGGACAAUUUACUUUGUAGGAUAAAUAAACAGAAAAUGUCCAGCUUUUUGGCUCAGGCAUAAUUUGCUAUAUUUAAAGCAGUGCUGUCUAAUAGUUUACCUCCCAAAUGUAGGAACAGAUUUCUCAAACGAAAAAAAAAUGUUCUCAUGGGAGGAUAGGGAAGUGUGUGUAUGUCAGCAUGGCUAAAAAGAGUUCAACUAUUUUCCUAGUUGUUUAAAAAUAAAAUUAAAUGAGAAACAGUUAUGAAAACAAUCAUAUAUUUCCAGCAUUGGGAAAGUAACAAUGACAGAAAAUAUUAUGAUCUUAUGUCAUUGCCAGGGACCCAUCAGGAAUGCUGUCUGAGCAGCCUGACAAUAGGUAGGAGAAAAACAUUAUACCUAAUGAGGCAUCCUAGGCUUAAUUGCCACGAUGGGAAAUGACAAAUGAAUAGUGUAUUACUUUAUAAAUAAAUCACCAUCAUAUAAGGUGUUAUCGCUAACAUAUAUGUUUUUAAAUACCUAAUCUUCACAUUAACAAUAUUGGGAACUCUCUUCUACUGCAACAUUUUUCCUUAUAAAAUGUCUUUGAAUUACUGAUUUUUCAGAUUUUCUUCAGAGUAAAAACAGUGGAUCCUAAAUUUUGUAAUGAUGUAAUCAUGCUAAAAUUGAUAUUUUAGUAGCCUGGCAUAAUCCUAUUUAAAUAAUUCUAUGCUUUUCUGAUUAUUAAAUGAUUUUUUUUUCCUUCGUAUGGCA
Molecule: messenger RNA, 1666 nt
Organism: Anas platyrhynchos (mallard)
Lineage: Eukaryota; Metazoa; Chordata; Aves; Anseriformes; Anatidae
Gene: NINJ2
Product: ninjurin 2
Biological process (GO): cell adhesion; tissue regeneration
Cellular component (GO): membrane
Source: RefSeq, a predicted model, not a curated record